This is a messenger RNA of Hyposmocoma kahamanoa, 2537 nucleotides long. RefSeq names its product polycomb protein Sfmbt-like. NCBI's taxonomy places the organism in Eukaryota, Metazoa, Arthropoda, Insecta, Lepidoptera, Cosmopterigidae. The record is from RefSeq and is a predicted model, not a curated record. Gene Ontology annotation, biological process: regulation of DNA-templated transcription. The transcript is spliced from 10 exons. Gene Ontology annotation, cellular component: nucleus. The coding region runs from base 28 to 2403 and encodes 791 amino acids.
CGAUUGUCCUUCGGUGCCUUUUAAAACAUGGCUUUUGACGUUGUCGGCGGAGAUUUAAAUUCAUGUAAAUCUGUUGAUAUAAUUGAUGAACAAACUGUCGUCGACGAUCUCUCAAUAGUUCCACUUGAAAGACACGGCUUUGGAAUAUGUGAGUGUUGUGGUCGUGUAGGGCGUGUUAGAGAUUUUUAUAUAAAAAACAAUAAGGUCUGCUCACUGCAAUGCCAUAAAAGUUGUACCAGUAAGAGGCAUAGGUACAACUGGAAAUUUAAGCUCAUGGAAGGAACUGAACAUAUGGAGGGAAUGAUCCCUUUAGAGCCUCUGCCACAGCUGCAACAGUGGCAUGCCACACUUAAUGAUUUGAUACAGGCUGGACCUAUAAAACCUUCUGCAGCACACAUAGCACAUAGUUAUGAAUGGAAAGAUGAACUGUUUGGCUGUGACUUCCUUGCUGCCCCAGUGAGCUUAUUUAAACAUGCACCGCUUCAUGAUAUGUGGGAUAGUACAUUUGAAGGAAUGAAAGUUGAAGUAAAAAACACAGACUGUGAAAAUACAUCAGAGAAACUUGGUGAUUACUUUUGGGUAGCCACAGUUUUAAAAGUAAAAGGCUACAUGGGCUUACUACGUUAUGAAGGUUUUGGAAGUGAUGAUUCAAAAGACUUUUGGGUUAAUCUUUGCUGCUCAGAAGUACAUCCAGUGGGCUGGUGUGCUACAAGAGGAAAACCUCUUAUACCACCUAAAAGUAUUGAGGAUAAAUACACAGAUUGGAAAAAGUUUUUAGUAAAGCAGCUAACAGGUGCCAGAACAUUACCAGCUAAUUUUUACAAUAAACUAAAUGAUUGUCUAGCAUCAAGAUUUACUAUUGGCUCUAUUAUGGAAGUAGUUGAUAAAAAUCGGAUCUCACAAGUUAAGGUGGCAAGUGUAGUAGAAAUCAUAGGUAAAAGAUUGCAUAUCAAAUAUUAUGACAGUUCACCAGAAGACAAUGGAUUUUGGUGUCAUGAAGACUCACCAUUAAUACAUCCAGUUGGAUGGGCGUUUCGAGUUGGACAUCCAUUAGACGCACCACAGAGCUACUGCCAAAGAGUAGCCGCAGGGCGACUGAUUCCCCAUGAUACCACACUGGAACAGUUUUAUAAGUACCCUACAAAUGAACCACCACUAUUUGCAGAAGGAAUGAAGCUAGAAGCUAUAGAUCCUUUAAAUUUGUCUGCUGUGUGUGCAGCUACUGUAAUGCAAAUAUUGAAUGAAGGAUAUAUGAUGAUACGAAUAGACUGUUACCCUGCUGAUGCAACUGCAGCUGAUUGGUUCUGCUAUCAUCAAAGAUCACCUUGCAUAUUCCCUGUGGGAUUUGCUUUAGCCAAUAAUAUUCCGCUGGUGCCGCCUUCUGGUUUCUCAGCAGAAGAAUUUAACUGGGAAACGUAUUUAGCAGUAUCGGGCAGUCGCGCAGCUAACCGAGCUUUGUUCGGAGCUCGAGGGCACGUCGUGUCGCACGGUUUUGUCGCCGGCAUGCGGCUGGAAUGCGCCGAUCUUAUGGACCCGAGGCUUGUUUGUGUUGCUACUAUUGCGAGAGUUGUUGCUGAUUUGCUUAAGGUACAUUUCGAUGGUUGGGGCACCGAAUACGAUCAGUGGUUAUGGGCGCAUAGUACGGAUAUGUAUCCAGUAGGGUGGUGCAGGGCCGUUGGACACAGACUCGAAGGUCCGCUACAGCCACCGCCGAGGGCCAUUCGUAAACAGACUCCGAAGCAACCAAAACGACGACGUAGACAACCAGCACCAAAAGUAGCAUCGCAGCCACCGAACACAACGGAAGAUAGCUCCCAAAAUUCUGACAUGGGUGAUACAAAAAGCCUCUCACCACCUACUAGUGUUUCGGUUGAUACAGAAAUAUCGGCGGACGCGGAACCUCGCCCCGAGGUUGAAGCUGAAUCCGUAACGAAGAUGGAGGUUGAUGAAUCGAAGGAAACUGAGCAAACAGUAGAAAUAAAAGAAGAUUCAAUGUUUCAGGAUAUUCCAUUGAAAGAACCCCCCGAAGAGAACGAUUCUUCGCAAGCCAGUUCUGAAGAGCCUCUAGCAGAUUUCAACGAAUUGCCUCGAGAGGACGAUGACAAAGUGAUACCUAGACUAGUCAACACCUCAGUGCCCUUAGACAUACUGAAUUCUGUAGAUCCAGUGAAUUGGAGUACCGCAGAUGUAGCUAAGUUUCUCACAGUCAAUGGUUGCCAACCUUAUUGCGUCAACUUCGCAAACAUCACAGGUCCCAUGAUGCUACAACUUACAAAAGACGAAAUUAUAGAACUUUUAGAAAUGAAAGUAGGUCCUUCGUUGAAAAUUUUCGACUUAAUACAGCAAUUGAAAUGCAAGAUAAAACAACCUCAAUGCAGAUUGUUGGGUAGUUUUAAUAAAUAGGAUACUUCCAUAUCAGGGUUGGGCCUUGCAAAGUACAAUUUAAUAGUGAAAAAUCAUACAGUGGCCUUUAAAUCAACUUCCAGUAAUAUUCAGUUUUGUAUUGUCUGCGUAUGCAGAAUAAGAGUAGCGCUUCU